Molecule: messenger RNA, 5433 nt
Organism: Aspergillus puulaauensis
Lineage: Eukaryota; Fungi; Ascomycota; Eurotiomycetes; Eurotiales; Aspergillaceae
Product: non-reducing polyketide synthase spyA
Exons: 2
Coding region: 1-5433 (1810 amino acids)
Biological process (GO): secondary metabolite biosynthetic process; fatty acid biosynthetic process
Molecular function (GO): hydrolase activity, acting on carbon-nitrogen (but not peptide) bonds, in cyclic amides; 3-oxoacyl-[acyl-carrier-protein] synthase activity; fatty acid synthase activity
Source: RefSeq, a predicted model, not a curated record
AUGUCCUCUUCAAUCCCAUCCCUCAUCGUCUGCGGCUCCCAAACAAUCCCUCCCGCACGAGAAACCCUGGACCAACUUGCCUCUUACUUGACGCAAAGCUCAAGCCCAGAAUUAAACGCCAUAAGGGAGGUAAUACUGGCUCUUCCGGAGCUAUGGACUACCCUGAAGGCUACCGAGCCCCUGUUCCACGCACUACCAGAUGAACCGAUUAUCAGUUUGAGGGAUUGGCUUUCACGCCAUGAUACUGGCAGUGAGGGUUAUAGUGAUAGUUACAACAUUCCGCAUCUCAACAUACCUGACACACUGCCGAAUAUCCUCCUCGCCCCGUUGACGGUCGUAAUACACAUUGCGCAGUAUUCGCGGUAUCUAGACGGUCUUGGUCUGGAUGGUAGUGACGAUGCCCACGUCCAUAUACGGAAUCCUACUGCUGCUCAGACAACAGAUAUAGGAACAAAAUUCCAGGGCCUCUGCAUCGGUUCGCUGAGUGCCGCAGCGCUCGAUGCCUCGCCAACACGGGCAGCACUCGUGCAGAAUGCUGCAGCUGCUGUGAGGCUUGCGGGGUGCAUUGGGGCUUACAUUGAUUCUGGCAGAUUGACUGACUCUGGCUCCAAGUCCUGCUCUGAAAUGGUAUGCGUUAUUGCGCGGUGGGGCGUGGACUGUUGUAGAGAAAUGGUGGAUGGGAUAUUGAGUCGGUAUCCUGAGGCCUAUAUAUCAGUUGAACUAGACUACAACAGCGUAACCAUCACAGUUCCAACCGGUGAUCUGCCCUCUCUGCAGGAAGACUUAAGCAAAAAAGGCGCGCGAGUGGCAAGCGUCCCAGUCAAUGGGCGGUACCACAACAAGAGUAAUGAUCAUUCUCUGCAAAGCCUGCUGAGAUUAUGCCUUUCUGACCCUUCCGGCCCAUUUUGGGUUCCAUGGGGCCAAGAUAAACUAGAGAGCUGCCUACGGUCAAUACUCACGGAGCCGGCGGGGUGGUUCUCGGAUAUGUCGAAAACAAUCAAUUCACUUCCACCGGCUGGAACACAGACGGCAAUAACAACGUUGGAACUAGGGCUUGUGAGCUGUAUUGCCCCGUCCCUGGCGGCGCUGCCUCAUCACCGUAUCAGCCGUGGAACACUGUCCCCAUCCACUCGUCCCUACAACUACCCAGAUACUUCAAUUGCCAUCAUCGGCGCAGCAUGCAAAUACCCUGGCGCCCACAGUCUAAACCAGCUGUGGAACAUCAUUGCGACAGGGCAGGUCAUGUACGGCGAGGCUCCUCCAGGCCGGUUCGGAAAAGAGACUGUGUCUGGCAACUUCCUCACGGACGCUGAUCAAUUCGAUUAUGGCCUUUUUGGAAUAUCUCCGCGCGAAGUCGUGUACAUGGACCCGCAGCAACGCAUUGCUCUGCAGGUCGCUUACCAGGCUGUUGAGUCGAGUGGGUAUUUCGGCAGCCCUAAUCCAGAUGGUGAUGUUGGGUGCUAUGUUGGAGUCGGAAGCUCCGACUAUGAAUAUAAUAUCCAUUCCAACACGCCGACGGCAUACUCAUUUACGGGGACAUCACGGGCUUUUGUAAGCGGUCGAAUAAGCCACUACUUCAACUGGACAGGCCCCUCUAUCACCAUCGACACUGCCUGUUCCUCGUCCGCGGCAGCAAUCCAUCAAGCCUGCAGCGGUAUCGUUCUGGGAGACUGCGCUGUUGCACUAGCUGGAGGGGUGAAUAUCAUGACAAGCCUCCCAGCAGACCGGAAUAUUGCAGCUGCGGGGAUGACGAACUCGACUAGGCCAUGUCGGCCAUUUGAUGCAGAUGCUGCUGGGUACUCUCGCGGCGAGGGAUGCGGGUUUAUCGUGCUGAAGCGUCUCUCCGAUGCUCUUUCUCAGGGCGAUAAUGUCCUCGGUGUGAUUGCGGCAACGGCGACAAACCAGUCGGAUGGGAGUAGUUCCAUUACUGUUCCUGUCUUGCAGUCUCAAAGUGAUUUAUACAGACGGGUUUUAUCUCGCGCGGCUAUGAGCGCAUCUGAUGUCUCUUAUGUCGAGGCCCAUGGCACUGGGACACAGCGGGGAGACCCAGUUGAAUAUCAAAGUGCUAGCGAGGUAUUCGGCAGUGGGAGGUAUCGGGCAAAGAGCCACAAGGUCCACAUUGGCUCUGUGAAGGCCAAUAUCGGGCAUACGGAGGCUGCAUCCGGAGUAGCCGGGGUGUUGAAAGUCCUGUUGAUGCUCAAGCAUGGCCAGAUCCCACCGCAGGCAGGCUUUAGCAGUCUGAACCCCGCGAUUCCAUCUCCAGACACUCGUCAGAUAUCAAUCGCCACACGCCUGGAGCAGUGGAGAAGCAACUUCCGGGCAGCGUGCGUCAACAACUAUGGGGCAGCUGGUAAUAAUACUGCCAUUGUUAUAUGCCAGCCUCCGUCAAAGACCCUGCCCUCCACGACAGAUACGACGCAAGCCCUAACUCGCUACCCCUUUCUUAUAUCCGCGCAGUCCCACGUUAGUCUGAAAAGAUACUGCCUCAUCCUUGCUCAGUAUAUUGAGACGAUAUCAAAAUCUCUCUCGUUGGCCGAUAUUUUCUCUCUUGUUGCGCAGCAGCAGAACCGCAGCCUACGCCACCGUAUAGCUUUCAGCGCAAGCUCACUAUCAGAGCUACAGGUCCUCCUAAAAUCCCACGCCCAAGCUGCCGAAGAAACAUCGGCACUGCUACCACCGUCUCCCAGAAAACAAGAAAAGCCUAUUGUCCUGGUGUUCGGCGGCCAGACCGGCUCGACGCUUCACUUCAGCAAAGCAGUGUACGACUCGGCUUACUAUCUCCGUCAGAACGUGGACAGGUGCGAUGCGCUGAUCCGAGGGAUGGGAUUACCCAGCUUGUUCCCUGGGAUAUUCAGCCAAGAACCCGUUGAAGAUAUAGCAAUGCUUCACGGCUGCCUGUUUUCAGUGCAGUAUGCCUGCGCUAAAGCCUGGCUAGACGCAGGGCUUUCGGUCCACAGGGUCAUCGGCCAUAGCUUUGGGCAGCUAACCGCGAUGUGUAUUUCUGGCGUUGUUACUCUCGAAGAUGCAUUGAAGCUUGUUGUCGGACGGGCGAGUCUAAUCAGGGAUUACUGGGGCGAUGAGAAGGGGUCUAUGCUCUCCGUCGAGGUUGACAGAGCCGGUGCAGAAGCCCUGGCGUGGUCAGAAUCAAGCCUAGGAGACGACUCUAUAGAGGUUGCUUGUUAUAACGGGCCAAAUCACCAUGUUCUCGUGGGCAGCGAGUUGGCUAUCGCGAACGUCGAGACGAGAGCAUCAACGGCAUCGCUGACCACCAGAAGACUCAAGACCACCCAUGGCUUUCACUCUAAACUCGUGGACCCCCUCACAGUGCAGUACUUGGACCUAGCCCGUACUGUUUCUUACAAUAGCCCCGUUAUCCCUAUCGAGACCUGCUCUGAGACUACCUCCUGGAGUACAUUCACCCCACAGCUGGUAGCCGAGCAUUCGCGCAGGCCAGUCUACUUCUGCGACGCGGUACGCCGGAUAGAACGAGACCUUGGGCCAUGUAUCUGGCUAGAAGCGGGCUCUGGCUCUGGAGCAGUUAUACUAGCGAAGCAAUCGCUAACCAGCAAGUCGAACUACGCUUGCGGACUGCAGCUGGGGGUAUCAAAUACGAAUACAAAUCCAUUGGACUCGGUUGUCGAUGCCACCUUGGAGCUUUGGAAUCGGGGGUCAUCUGUGCAAUGCUGGGCAUAUCAUCCCAGAAAUCUUGUCUAUUCUAGUGAUCUCCUAGACCUCCCAGGCUACCAGUUUGAUACAAGCUCGUAUUGGCUUCCCUAUGCCACUGAUCCUAUCAAGAACAAACACUUUUCAUCACAAAUCGACGGGUUAAUCUCGCUGGCACGUCUCUCACGCCCGGAACCCCAUGUCUCCAAGUUCGACCUUGAUCAGAAAGACUGGAUCCUUGCACAUAUCCUCAGAGGGCGCGAGGUUCUGGGCGGAACUCUCUGGCCGCUUGCACUGUACAUGGAAGUGGUUGCUCAAGCAGCCGCUCUCCUAACACCCAGCAUUCCCUCAACAUCUCGCCAUAUACGAUUCGCUGGGCUGGAAAUCAAAAGGCCUCUCGGCUCUGAUUUGUUAAAUGGUCUUUGCUUGCGUUUGAAACAGGCUGAAACACGGUGCUGGGAAUUUUCGCUAGAGAGUGAUUGCGCGCAGCAUGCCAUUGGAACCGUCUUCUAUGAACAUGAACAUACCAACAUGUUCCCGUACCACAUUUCCAGUCUCCCGGAUUUCGCUGCCACUACCGCCGUCUUCUCAGCUCCAGGAGGCGUAGCAUAUAAGCUUCUCGAAAAGGUAGCAGAAUACGACCCUGCAUACCGCGGCCUCGAGUCAAUUAGCAUGAACGAAGAUGCAGCCAUUGCCCGUGUGCAUAUUCCGCCAGCAGCGGGAAAUACAAAAUUCGUCGACAGGACCAUUACUCUCGACCAGUUCCUUGUAGUCGCUGAGAUCCACGCCCUGAGUAUGGUGGAAUACGUGAAACGCUCCGAGGUCUUUGCCUGCUCCGGCUUCGGCGAAGCAGCCAUUUCUGCGAGGUUCAUGGGGACAACAGCAAGAAACCGCGGACAAACCUGGCAGGUGUAUACCAGGCAGUCGGGUAAACGGGGUCGAGAGAUUUUUUACGAUACCUUUGUGUAUGAGGCCGGUGAGAGCGAGGGCGGGGAAUCUGGAUCUGGAUGUCUGGUUUUAGCCCUAACUGGUACGAGGUUCAUCAGGACUUCAACGAGCGCGCUUCAACAGAUUGUUGAACUGGCCAAUGCUGCGUCAGUAUCUCCUGGAACUGAGGAAAUCGCUACCAAUCCUGAUCCUUUACAAUUCCAAGAGGGAUCGACCAGUGUCUGGUCAUCGACCGUGACUUUGCUGCACGAACUCACGGGCUGUGCUCCAGAGCAAAUCUCGCCUCAAACAACCCUAGCAGAUAUGGGAAUGGACUCUCUAGCCGUUUCGGAAAUCGAAGCCAGGAUCAGGGAUGUAUUUAAUGUGGACAUCCGCAUCAGCCCAGCCGAUAUGGGGAGCACUGUCGAGACAAUCUGCGACAGAAUUGCAGCACAAACAAGCCCAAGUCCCAGCCUGGUUAAUGUUGUUGACAAGUCGACCUCGAAUACGACUUCAUCUUCCUCUCAGUGCACUCCGUCCUCUUUCGAAUCCGACAGCGAGACUCAGGCCACGGAAAUGAGUCUACAUGCUCCAACCAUGGAAAAGGUAGCUAGGAUAGUGGCCACCCAUGUGGGCAGUGGGGAGGCCGUGCUGUCCAGCUCGCGGCUUCUCAGUCUCGGCCUUGACUCUCUGGCUGUUCUGGAGUUGCAGUCGGAUCUUUAUGUCAAUUUUGGAGUCAGAGUUCAGUUGAUGCAGCUUGAUUGCAGCACGACGAUCGGUGGUUUGCAUGCGUUAGUUAUGCGUCGUGGCGUGCGUGAGAAUAUAUAUAACGGGGUUGUCUAG